AUGACGAACUCACGGGCUUUCGAGACGGCCCUGAGCCUCUGCCACAAGUCCACCGUUCUCGGAAACAAGAUCGCGAUCCAUAUGCUCGAGUUUUUGGGCACGACGAAACAUCAGCCGCAGGGUCUUGAGGAGCUCGCACGCGAUUUCCUCGAGCUUUGCAAGAUCAUGUGGUCGAUCGAGGCCGGUCUUGUCGAGUGCAAGAGAACAGGCCAACAUUUCCCUACGGAUGUCAUUGUCGAGCUCGACAAGAAGUUCAAGCAAAGCAACUCGGACUUCCUCGCCCUCGACCACAUGAUUUCCAAAUUCCUCGAGUACGACAAGCGCGGCACAAUGGGGAGACUUCAGCGGGGCUGGCGCAAGAUGUUUGCCGAGGAUGACGUCGGCAAGAUGAGUAGCGCUUUGGGUGCGACGCGGGAUGCGCUCAAGAUGAGUGCCCUCAUGUUCCAAUGGUCUCUUGGCGAGAGCCGCAUCGACGAGUCUGUGGGCAUUGGCUACACAGGGCUUGCUGCCGCCCUGGACCGGUUGGCUCAUGGCCGUUCUGUUGCCGGCAUCAACAAAGUAAAGUCGCUUGAGGCACACCACGCCGAGCACGAGCGCAGUCUCGCUCACUCGAGCAGUUUCGAGAAGCUGCCACCCCUUCCUUCGACCUCCCUCAACGGCAGAGACGAAGCCUCGAUGCUCAGCCCUGGUCUCAGCUCGAACCACAGUCAUAUGUCGCCGCCCUCCGCGUAUACGUCCCGGGACGACCACACUGUUCGCUCCCAACGCAUUCGUCGUCACGCGUCCAUGUCGGGCCAAACCACUUCAUCCCACGGAGACAGAAACACCCCACACGAGACUCGCGACACUCUCUUUUCUUCAAGUGAGGAGUCCUCGAAUGGUCUGACAGACGACACCGUCUUCAGCGACAUCGACCUGUCCGACUCGCACGGGCCUAUCAAGGUUGUCAGACUUAAGGCUGAUCCCUCUUCCAUGCCCCGGUGGGCACCCCGGACUACUUCUAUCAACCAGACACCUUCUUUUAAGACGGCCCUCAUUUCUGCUGUCCAAGCACGGAAUGCUUCCGUGGUUGAGCAGCUGCUUGACCGUGGCGUUUCGCCCGAUACUGGCCUCGAAAUCAAUGUGCUCAACGAGUCCGUUCUCCACCACGACCUGGAAACAGCUCGCCAGCUCCUCAUGUUUGGUGCAGAUGCCAACAGCGUCGAUUCGCGCGGUCUCACUCCUCUGUUCCUGGCUGUCGAGCACUCUUUCCUCGAUGGCGCUGCGCUUCUCCUCAAGUACGGCGCUGAUCCCAACCUGGCUGCCGGCAUGGAACACGAGACUCCCCUGGCAGUUGCCGCCGUGGAGAACAAGUUCCAGUUCACACGCCUGCUGCUGAUGUAUGGUGGUGACGCCAACCACAAGCUGUCGAACGGCGAGACGGUUCUCAUGAAGGCGAUUUCGCGCAAGUGCUCGCAGAAGGUCAUUGACCUCCUCCUCGACUACGACGCUGACCCGAAUCUCAAGAGCCGGAAGGGAGAGUCACCGUUGUUUGAGGCCAUCAACGCUGGCCGUGUCGACACCGUGACGAGCCUGCUUGACCACGGUGCCAAUCCCAAUCUGCCGGGCCCGAAGCACAUGCUCUGGCCGGCCAUUCAUCAGACCGGCUGUCUCAGGGUCCUCCUUGCUCGGGGUGCGGAUUACAAGAAGGCGCCUGGUAUCAUGGAGCAAGCAGCAUCCACGAACAACCUCGAUUCCGUUCGUGUCCUCCUCGAAGCCGGUGUCGAUCCUAAUGCGAAGAAGGAUGGUGUAUACACGCCUCUUUGCACCUCAAUCCGCGACGAUCUCCCUGAGAUUUUCCACCUCCUCCUGGCCAAGGGUGCAGACCCCAAUGUCCCAGCGUCCGAGUACCCCGCCUUCAAGUGUGUCACUCACUUCCGCCCGCAGUACAUGCAGCCUCUCGUCGAUGCUGGCGCCGACCUGCGGUCUCCAAAGGGUAUCAUUGAAACUGCUGUCCAGUUCAAGAAUGUGGAGGCACUCAAGUGGCUUCUGAAAGCCGGCGUGUCUCCCAACGACCGGACACCCAAGACAAAUGCCACUCCCCUGACCACCUCAAUCCGGGAGAAGCGCAAGGACUUUGUGCAGAUGCUGCUCGAGAACGGCGCCGAUCCCAACAUUCGUGGCGAGGACUGGCCCGUGUUCUUGGCUGUUCACGAGCCAGAGAUUCUCAAACUCAUUCUCCCAUACCUCAAGGAACCCCGGGCUUACAAGGGUGUCAUGGAGAGAGCCGUGGUUGCCAACCAGCUUGAGUCUUUGAAGCUUUUGCUGAACGCGGGCGUCAGUGUCGAAGACCGCAACGGCGGUGUCUUCAGCCCGCUGACCUCUGCCAUCCGCGAUCGCCAAAAGAACUUCGUCAAGUACCUCAUCGACGAGGCUGGCGCCGACGUCAACGCGCCGGGUGAGCACCUGCCCAUCGUCAAGGCGCUGCGCCGGUAUGAGGGUGAAGAUUACGAGAUCAUCGAGAUGCUGCUCGCCAAGGGUGCCGACCCUAACAAGAUUUACCGCGGCCACAGCGGCUUCAUCCAAGCAAUUGAGAACGGGGACUCCAAGGUCCUCCAGCUGCUGGUGGACCGCUGCGGAGUUGAUCUCUCAGCGCAAGACGACCAAGGACAGACGAUUGCAGAGAUCGCCGAGUCUCGCGGCUGGGACGAGGGUCUCGAGAUUAUCCUCGCCGGUAGUCAGAAAUGA
Molecule: messenger RNA, 2727 nt
Organism: Microdochium trichocladiopsis
Lineage: Eukaryota; Fungi; Ascomycota; Sordariomycetes; Xylariales; Microdochiaceae
Product: ankyrin repeat-containing domain protein
Exons: 2
Coding region: 1-2727 (908 amino acids)
Biological process (GO): protein localization to ciliary inversin compartment
Cellular component (GO): ciliary inversin compartment
Molecular function (GO): protein binding
Source: RefSeq, a predicted model, not a curated record